GUUAUCUAACCCACCCUCUCGCCGCGGUUUAGCAAAGACGAAGAUCUGACAACUCUGUCGAUCAGCAGUUUCUGCGCGCAAGUUUUGGACACAGAACCCAAAUCGUCGUUAGAAUGACGCUGAUGUGGUUGGAAGCCGUGUUGCCGCUUGGAAUAAUAGCAGGGAUGCUUUGCGUCAUGGGAAACGCUCAAUAUUACAUUCACAAGGCCGCUCAUGGGCGUCCCAAGCACAUCGGGAACGACGUUUGGGAUGUGGCUAUGGAAAAACGCGACAAGAAAAUCAUGGAGAUUCUUUCUUCUCCUUCAGCUUCCUCUUCCAAUUAGCUUUGGUGACAAAGGUUUGUUCCAAAUGAAUGGUUUGCAUGGCCUGUCUAGUGGGACUCUUACAAACUUUUAUUUACUUUCCAUUCUCUUCAUACUGUGCACUGGCUUGGCUGGUGGGACUCUUACAACUCAUGGUUAUUUUGAUGCUAAAUUUCUGGAUAUGGCAUAUGGCCCUAUGAUAAUGCAAUAAAGACAUCUGAAUUUUAUUACAA
This is a messenger RNA of Andrographis paniculata, 535 nucleotides long. RefSeq names its product NADH dehydrogenase [ubiquinone] 1 alpha subcomplex subunit 1. Lineage: Eukaryota; Viridiplantae; Streptophyta; Magnoliopsida; Lamiales; Acanthaceae. The transcript is spliced from 3 exons. The coding region runs from base 114 to 323 and encodes 69 amino acids. The record is from RefSeq and is a predicted model, not a curated record.